AUGGCAGGACUUCCUCGGCCGACAAUUGUCGCGCCUCUACGAAAGAACAGUAUGCAUCCUCCACCUCGGCCUUCGACCACGAGAGGGCAUUCAGCGGCACCGCCCAGCUCGCGAAUUAAUAGAGUUGGAGCUAUAUCACCCGCAGGAUCAGUAGUUUCAGUCGCGACAACGAAUGGAGGAACAAAACGCAAGGAACGAGAUUUCGACCAUGACGACGAGGAGACUAAUAUCAACGUUGUGGUGCGCUGUAGAGGUCGUAAUGAACGUGAGGUUCGAGAGAAUAGUGGUGUAGUGCUGUCAACAGAUGGAGUCAAAGGCAAGAGUUUGGAAUUAUCUAUGGGGCCAAGCGCCCUUAGCAACAAAACCUACCAUUUCGAUAAAGUUUUCUCGUCUGCGGCUGAUCAAGGGAUGAUCUAUGAUGAUGUUGUGACUCCUAUUUUAGAUGAGAUGCUAGCAGGAUAUAACUGCACAAUCUUCGCGUAUGGACAAACAGGAACCGGGAAAACAUACACGAUGUCGGGAGAUAUGAAUGAAACGUUCGGCAUGCUAUCCGACGCAGCAGGAAUUAUCCCUCGAGCUCUCCAUGCCUUGUUCAACAAGCUUGAGCUUGACGACGCAGAAUGUUCUGUGAAAUGCUCUUUUAUCGAACUUUACAAUGAAGAGCUGCGAGAUCUGCUUUCACCAGAUGAUAACGCGAAACUCAACAUUUACGAUGACAAGAGCAAGUCUGGACAUGCGAUGUCUACAGUUGUACGCGGCAUGGAAGAAUCCUAUAUCAGAAGCGCCGUUGAUGGUAUCAAGCUUCUCCAGGACGGCAGCCACAAACGUCAAGUUGCAGCAACCAAAUGUAACGAUCUGAGCAGUAGAAGUCACACCGUUUUCACCGUCACUACAUACAUCAAACGGACAGGCGACAAUGGUGAAGACUAUCUAUGUGCCGGAAAGUUGAAUUUGGUGGAUCUAGCUGGUAGUGAAAAUAUUCAGAGAAGUGGCGCGGAGAACAAGCGAGCAGCCGAAGCUGGAUUGAUUAAUAAAAGUUUGUUGACUCUCGGGAGAGUGAUCAACGCUCUCGUUGAUCGGAGUAGCCAUAUUCCGUACCGCGAAUCGAAGCUCACGCGGCUGCUUCAAGACUCUCUGGGGGGCAGGACUAAAACGUGCAUCAUCGCGACAGUAUCACCUGCAAAAAGCAAUCUUGAAGAGACGAUCUCCACUCUAGACUACGCCUUCCGCGCGAAGAACAUCCGGAACAAACCGCAAAUCAAUCAAACGAUCAACAAGAAAACGUUAUUGAAAGAGUUCACGUAUGAGAUAGAAAAACUCAAAAGCGAGCUUAUAGCUGCCCGACAGCGCAACGGGGUCUAUCUGGCAAACGAAGCUUACGAGGAAAUGACGGUCGAAAGGGAAUCGAGGCGUAUUUUGUGCGAAGAGCAAGCAGCUAAGAUCGAAACAAUGGAGACAAACCUAAGGAGCAAAGUGCAGGAGUUGUUUUCGUUGACUUCAACCUUUAUGAAUCUGAAGAAGGAGAAUGAAGGCACCAGAAUAACGCUUGACGAGACUAAAAGCGUUCUUGAACAGACCGAGUUUGUUCUGAACAACACUCGUCAAAGCUUGGUAGAGGAGACUUUGCUUCGAAAAGCCCAUCAAGAGACCGAAGAAAAGCUUAGCGCUGUAGGCAGCGAGCUGAUCUCUACUCUCGGAAAAACAGUCGUUGAUGUUGGUGGGCUACAUGACAAGAACAGAAGGAAAUCAGAUCUGCAAUCUCUGAAUCGCAACAUUUGGGGCCUCUCCCAAGCCCAAGUAUCCGAGGUCACAAGCAUGGUGGAGACAAGGGUCGAAGACUUCCGAACACAGCAGCAGGAGCUGAUGACGGCAGUUUCAGACAGAAUGCAGUCGUUCAUCGGAGAAGAGUUAGAGAAGCUCUCAGCUACCCAGUCCUUUCUGGAAUCAGAUGUGGCCACUUUUGGCGAAUCUGAAAAAGAAGUCCUAGGGCAGUCAGUUUCCGCAAAGAAUGAGAUGGAUAACGUCCUGGAGGAAAUCAAAACUCUACGGGAAGAGGUUAAAGGCAGAGUUGGGUUGGGACUUCAAGGACUAUCCGCGGCUGCUGCACGGAUUUCUGAAGAGGUCAUUGGCGAAUUGGGGGCAUUUCACACACAGCUCCAUGGCUCGUAUAGCUCUCUUGGUCGCGACUUUAAAGCCCUGUUCGAGGAACUCCUCAAACAUGUCAAUGCCCAAAAGGAAGAAGCCAACACCUUGCGGAGGCAAUUGACAACUGCCAGCGAAUUGGCUAUGCAGGCCAAUAUUGCUGCAGAAUCGAAACUUGACGAGGUUCUUCGUCAAGAGAGAGAGCAAGCUGCUACGGAUCGUCAGAAUCUGCUCUCGCAAAUAACUGGGCUCGUCAUGGCUCAAGGCGAGAAGCAGGAUGCUCGUCUUGCGAACAGCAUUCAUGGUGUGCGACAGGAGAUUAUCGCUUCAAAAGACGCUUUCGAAUCUUCACACGCGGAGUAUGGUGUCGCUAUGGACUCCUGGAAUGAUGAUGAAAGCAAACUGGUCGAGGAGGUCCUGCGAUCUCGGGAAACGCUCAAAUCCAAGCUCAAGGAAGAUUGGGUGGCGGCCAACAAGCACAACUCUUCUCUCCAAACGUCUACGAAGUCUGUUCACGAAGAAAGUGUCCGCAUCGUCAAUGAACAGAUGAAAGAUAUUGAGAUUCAAAUGCAGGCCCUUGAUGAUUUUGUCAGCCGAGCUCGAUCUCAGAAUGCUCAGCAUCACGACAGCCAUGUUCAAUCGCUUCAAGCCCUAUCUACCACCGUCAAAACAUCGUACGGCAAUGUUGGUUCACAUUUCAACGCUACGUAUGAGCGAGUGCGUGAUCUCGGAGAUGAAAUGUCAAUUAGGACAAGUUCGUUACAAGAUUCGCUAAAACCGCUUGAUACGGUACUAAGACAGCCGCUUGCCGAUCUUCGCUCGAACAUCGCGACUACGGAAUUCCAAGAGUAUCAACCUACCGGAGCAACACCCCAAAAAGUUCAAUAUAUGUUCCCAACCGAACUGCCGAAAACGGGUACGCAUGAGCAAUUGCUUGCGGCUCUGCGCCGACCAAUGGGCUCAACUUCGGCUACCAAGAGCCUCUCUAAAUCCUCAGCAAUACCAACUGUAUUUAAUGACAUAAUGGAGGGUGUAAUAGACACUGCCGCGCCUUUGACAGGUCCCAGUAUCGAAGCAUCUACAUCUGAAAGGCCUGUGACAAGUGGUGGUCUCCGCGAGGUCGACUCUAAUGUUACUGCACGGUCAAUAAAUAUAGAAUUACAAAGCUCAACGACCCUCAUCAGCGACGUUUCUAAGGACACCAAGGAGCUUUUUCGAAGAAGCGUAACGGGUGCCGGCAAACUGCCGGUGUUGAGGAGUAAAAAGUCGACCAGCAGUAUUCCUCCGGCAGAAGGAAGAGAAAAUGUGAACAUCUUGGCACAAAGCACGGGUCGGAGGAGAAGUCCAAGAACGGGAUAA
Messenger RNA from Glarea lozoyensis ATCC 20868, 3501 nucleotides. RefSeq names its product P-loop containing nucleoside triphosphate hydrolase. The record is from RefSeq and is a predicted model, not a curated record. Gene Ontology annotation, biological process: mitotic spindle assembly; microtubule-based movement. The coding region runs from base 1 to 3501 and encodes 1166 amino acids. Gene Ontology annotation, cellular component: nucleus; spindle microtubule. The transcript is spliced from 4 exons. Lineage: Eukaryota; Fungi; Ascomycota; Leotiomycetes; Helotiales; Helotiaceae. Gene Ontology annotation, molecular function: ATP binding; microtubule binding; plus-end-directed microtubule motor activity.